AGAGACUUGGCGACGCGCGACGAAGUUGGUGUGUGCGCGAUUAUAAGGAAAAAGAAAGUUUAUGGUGCUUUUUCUCUGCCGCAGCACCAUUAUUACGUGUACGGAGUGUUGGGGCAAAAAAAAAGAAGGAGGAUCGACUGGUGGAAGACGCAAAAAUUGUUCAGUUCUCACUUUCAUUCGGGCCAGGCGAGUCGCUCCAUUCAAAACCCAACCAUUGAGUCAUGAUCGCGACUGUGACUUAAUAUUUUUUUCUUCUUCUUUUGAUGUUGUUGCUUUUAUCACGCUAAAAGGAUUUUCUUUGCAAUUUUUUUGUGUGGAUUUUUUUAAGAAAGUUUUGUGAUCUUUUGCAAAAACUUUGAACGAGGAUCAGGAUUCAGGAAGAAGUGGAAAAAAAUGAUCUUAAGUGCUUGACACAGAGCGAUCUCUGUGCGAUCAGUUGGAUCCAUCUGCUGAGCAUGAUCACUGUUAAAAUUCAAAUUUUCUAACAAAAAAAAUGUGGAUUAGUGGAGGUGGUAGGAAGUGAUCGCGUUUGGAAGUUCCUCGAUCCUCGAAUUUUCUUUUUAAAAAAAAUUUCUUCCCGUGUUCCAUCCCCACCCGAAAAAAAAAUCCCUCGAGGCUAAACGGUUUUUCGCAUUUUCUUUCUAGAAAGAAAAUAAAGAUAAAGAAAAAAGGAACGUGGGAAAGUGAUCGUAGAGAAAAACAAGCAAGAUCACGAUGAUUCUCAGAAUCUUCCUUCCCACAGUGUUGUGGCUUAUUGUGAUAGUGCGUGCUGAGGUGACCGAUGAGAAUUUUUCCCUCCACACAACGCAACAUCUUGCAGAAAUUGGUGACAAUGCAACCGUCCAUGAUCAUGCCCCGGAAAAGCGUCUUCGUGAUCUACUUGAUCUCUUCAACAUUGCUACCGUAUCAAUUGCAUGGCCAAGGAUUGCUCAUGAAGUUCACACACCCAAUUGCUCCAGUCACAUGAUGGAGUACUUUCGUGGAUUAGCAGCUGGAAAACUCUGGGCACUCAAGAUGGAUGAUGCAAGUGGUCACUACACGGCUGGCUUCUUCUUCGGCAAUAACUACUGGAUGGGAUCAAUAAAUCUCUGUUCGGCCAUUGCGACUGAUGAUGCUGAAAAAGUAAUGCAAUUUGGUGAAGGAAAAGGUGGUCUUGCAUCUUCCCUAAAUUACAAGCAUGAUGUUAGAAAAAUACGAAGUGAUCGAAGUCCAUUUGUUCCGGGUUUCUUUAUCCUCAAACUCCUCUUCAAUGGACACAAUUUAACACAUACGCCACGCACGUUGUUUAUUGGUCUCUGUCUACCAUCAUCGUGCUCAGAAGGAGAUGUCCUUGCAAUUGCCAAGGGCAUCAAUGAAGAUCGAAGUGAUUCACAACAGACCACAAUUCUCGAUGUGAGAUCACCAACAAAGAAACGCUAUGAAUUUACAUCUGAUCCCACAUUCUACAUCCUUCUGGUUUCAGUGAUUUGUGUGUCAUGUUUAUUGGUUGUGGGAACAAUCUAUGAUCUUAUCCUCACGCACGAGCUGAAGAAGCGUGCAGAGAUGAAGGAAAAAUCAAAGGAAUUAGCAACUGAUUUAAAUUCUGGUGGUCUUGGAUGCAUCACAUACGAUCUAACCAGUGCAAUGCCCACCAAGGAGAAAAUUGAUAAAACCCGUGGACUCAACAAUAACAAUUCCGAUGAGAAUUUGGCAGUGGAAUCACUGGAGCAUCAAGAAGAAAAUUUGAGUGUCUUCGCCGAAAUGCUCCUCUCCUUCUCAGUUGUGACAAAUUUCAAAGCAAUUUGCGAUAGUAGCGUUGGAAGUGACACAAUCCCCUCAAUCCACGGGCUACGUGCUGUCUCAAUGGCCUGGGUUAUUCUUGGGCACACCUGCAUAAUUGUCUUCAAGUACUCCGACAAUAUGGACCUGAGGAAGACGGUGGAGAAGGAAUUUUGGUUUCAAACAAUCUCAAAUGGGGCAUUUAGCGUUGAUACAUUCUUCUUCAUUAGUGGCUUCCUCGUUGCCUACAUCUACUUCCGCACAAAUGCCAAAGGGAAGCUGGAGAAGCUCUCAAAGGGUGUGAGUGAGGUCACAGCAGGAGUCCUACACUUCCUUGGACUCGUUGCGUAUCGUUUUAUGCGACUAACAGCUCCAUAUCUCUUUGUACUGGGAUGCGUUGAGUUGCUAAUGAAGUACUUUGAGCAGUAUUCUGUCUUUGAGCCACCCACAAUGGAUCAUGCCAAUUGCCCCAAAUACUGGUGGCGCAAUGUCUUGUACAUCAAUACGCUCUUUCCCGUUGGAGAGAUGUGUAUGCUGUGGAGUUGGUACUUGGCAAAUGACACACAAUUCUACAUAAUUGGCGCUGUUAUCCUCAUCCUUGCUGUGCGUCAUCUAAGGGUUGCUGCAGCCGUUGUGGCUGGUAUUAUGGUGUCCUCGUGGGGCAUCACGGGGCUCAUUGCGUACUCAAAUAACCACAUCCCCAAUGCCGAUGACCCCCUGGCGCUCUUUGACAUGAUCUACGAUAAACCAUGGACACGUAUUGGACCCUAUAUGAUUGGUAUGAGUGUGGGGUGGAUCCUCUUCCGGACAAAUUGCCAAAUACGGAUGAGUCGGCUGACGGUGAUCCUUGGGUGGAUGAUGUCCAGCGCUACGGGGCUGUACCUCAUCUACGGGCUGUACGGGCAGGAGCUCAAUAAGCUCGGUGGGGCAGCAUACAGUAGCCUGAGUCACUCAGCGUGGGCAUUGAGCCUCGCGUGGAUCAUCAUUGCAUGCUCAACGGGCUAUGGGGGCUAUGUGAAUACCUUCCUGUCGGCACCGUGUAUCUAUCCCUUCUCACGGGCCACCUAUUGCGCCUACCUCGUUCAUCCCAUCGUCAUCCGCAUCAUGGCGCUCAAUUCCACGGCACCGCUGCAUCUUGGAACGGAUUCCAUGAUGAUUUAUUUCUUCGGUCAGCUUGUCUGCUCCUACCUGCUGGCCUUCAUUGUCUCCCUAGCUUUUGAAGCUCCUGUCGUGACGAUGCUCAAAAUUAUGUCACCCAGCAGGAAAAAGCGAAUAUAGCUUCCUUCCUCGCAUCUACCCUAUAAAUCUGUGUUGUUAGCAUUAUCCUCUUUGUUUUUUUUUUGUACAUCUCCCCUAAAAAAUGUAUUUUAUCCCCCCCCCCGCCCUGCUCAUCCUUAGUAUUGUUAUAAGUUUAGAGCCUUAAGAAGUGAGAGAAAUUAUGAAAUAAAUGCGCGAGAGAA
Molecule: messenger RNA, 3218 nt
Organism: Lutzomyia longipalpis
Lineage: Eukaryota; Metazoa; Arthropoda; Insecta; Diptera; Psychodidae
Product: nose resistant to fluoxetine protein 6
Exons: 8
Coding region: 715-3036 (773 amino acids)
Molecular function (GO): acyltransferase activity, transferring groups other than amino-acyl groups
Source: RefSeq, a predicted model, not a curated record